ACCAUCAUCAAAGAAGGGAUGCUGACCAAACAGAACAAUUCAUUCCAGCGAUCAAAAAGGAGAUACUUUAAACUUCGAGGGCGGACGCUGUACUACGCCAAAACUGCAAAGUCUAUCAUAUUUGAUGAGGUGGACCUAACAGAUGCCAGUGUGGCCGAAUCAAGCACCAAAAACGUCAACAACAGCUUCACGGUCAUCACUCCCUGCAGGAAGCUCAUCCUGUGUGCUGACAACAGGAAGGAGAUGGAGGACUGGAUCGCAGCGCUCAAGACCGUGCAGAGCCGGGAGCACUUCGAGCCCACCCAGUACAGCAUGGACCAUUUCUCAGGGACGCACAACUGGUACGCCUGUUCCCACGCGCGGCCAACCUACUGCAAUGUGUGCCGGGAGGCCCUGUCCGGGGUCACGUCCCACGGGCUGUCCUGUGAAGUGUGCAAAUUUAAGGCCCACAAACGGUGUGCUGUGCGCGCAACCAAUAACUGCAAGUGGACCACGCUGGCUUCGAUCGGGAAGGACAUCAUUGAGGAUGAGGACGGGAUCGCCAUGCCCCACCAGUGGCUGGAGGGAAACCUCCCGGUGAGUGCCAAGUGCACGGUGUGUGAGAAGACCUGCGGCAGUGUGCUGCGCCUGCAGGACUGGCGCUGCCUGUGGUGCAAGGCCAUGGUCCACACGUUGUGUAAAGAGUCCUUGAUGACCAAGUGUCCGCUUGGCCUGUGCAAGGUGUCAGUCAUCCCUCCCACGGCGCUCAACAGCAUCGACUCUGAUGGGUUCUGGAAGGCCACCUGUCCCCCGUCUUGCACAAGUCCCCUCCUGGUCUUUGUCAAUUCUAAAAGUGGGGACAACCAGGGCGUGAAGUUCCUCAGAAGAUUCAAGCAGCUGUUGAACCCUGCCCAGGUCUUCGACCUCAUGAACGGAGGACCGCACCUUGGCUUGCGGUUAUUCCAGAAGUUUGACACCUUCCGGAUUCUGGUUUGUGGCGGGGAUGGUAGUGUUGGCUGGGUCCUCUCUGAAAUCGACAGCCUCAACCUUCACAAGCAGUGUCAGCUGGGAGUACUGCCCUUGGGGACAGGGAAUGACCUGGCCCGUGUGCUUGGCUGGGGCGCAGCCUGUGAUGACGACACCCAGCUCCCCCAGAUCUUGGCGAAGCUGGAGCGGGCCAGCACAAAGAUGCUGGACAGGUGGAGCGUCAUGGCGUACGAGACCAAGCUCCCUCGGCAGGCUUCCUCCUCCACCGUCACCGAAGACUUCAGCGAGGACUCCGAGGUGCAGCAGAUCCUCUUCUAUGAAGACUCGGUUGCAGCCCACCUUUCUAAAAUCCUGACCUCAGACCAGCACUCCGUGGUGAUCUCGUCAGCCAAGGUGCUCUGCGAGACAGUGAAGGACUUUGUGGCCCGUGUGGGCAAGGCCUAUGAGAAGACGACCGAGAGCUCAGAGGAGUCGGAGGUCAUGGCCAAGAAGUGCUCCGUCCUGAAAGAGAAGCUAGACUCACUCCUCAAGACCUUGGAUGACGAGUCCCAGGCCUCAUCCUCCCUGCCCAACCCGCCCCCUACCAUUGCCGAGGAGACAGAAGACGGGGACGGGGCGGGCAGUGUCUGUGGCUCUGCUGGGGACCGCCUGGUGGGCUCAGCGUGCCCUGCCCGGCCGCAGAUCUUCCGGCCCCGGGAGCAGCUCAUGCUUCGAGCCAAUAGCCUGAAGAAGGCCAUUCGCCAGAUCAUAGAGCACACGGAGAAAGCGGUCGACGAGCAGAACGCCCAGACGCAGGCGCAGGAGGGCUUCGUACUAGGCCUGUCUGCCUCAGAGGAGAAGAAAGACCUGAGGAAGGAGGACAAGGUGUGCCCACCGCCGGCCCACAGCGAGGGCUGUGGGGUCCUCAAGGGCAGGAGCCACCGCAGAGUGUCCCGAGCCCCCUGUGAAAAGCUGAUGAGCAAAGGGGGUCUGUCUGUGGGCAGCUCUGCCUCUCUUCCUCCCCAGACGGGAAGCCGGGACAGCCUGCCAGCGCUGAACACCAAGAUCCUGUACCCAAGCGUUCGGGCUGGGAUGUCUGGUUCCUUGCCUGGCGGCUCAGUCAUCAGCCGCCUACUGAUUAAUGCUGAUCCCUUUAAUGCUGAGCCAGAAAACCUCGAGUACUACACGGAGAAGUGUGUCAUGAACAACUACUUGGGCAUCGGCCUGGACGCGAAGAUAUCGCUGGACUUUAACAACAAGCGGGACGAGCACCCCGAGAAGUGCAGGAGCCGGACCAAAAACAUGAUGUGGUACGGAGUCCUGGGCACCAAAGAGCUGUUGCACAGAACCUACAAGAACCUGGAGCAGAAGGUCUUGCUGGAGUGUGACGGGCGCCCGAUCCCCCUCCCUAGUCUUCAGGGAAUUGCUGUCCUCAACAUUCCCAGCUAUGCCGGAGGGACCAACUUCUGGGGGGGCACCAAGGAAGAUGAUACUUUCGCAGCCCCGUCAUUUGAUGACAAGAUUCUGGAGGUGGUCGCCGUGUUUGGCAGCAUGCAGAUGGCUGUGUCCCGUGUGAUUAAGCUGCAGCAUCACCGUAUCGCCCAGUGUCGCACGGUGAAGAUUUCCAUCCUGGGCGACGAGGGCGUCCCUGUGCAGGUAGACGGAGAGGCCUGGAUCCAGCCGCCAGGGUAUAUUCGGAUUGUCCACAAGAACCGGGCACAGACGCUGACCAGAGAUAGGGCCUUCGAGAACACGCUGAAGUCCUGGGAGGACAAGCAGAAGUGCGAGCUGCCCCGCCCGCCCUCCUUCUCACUGCACCCCGAGAUCCUGUCCGAGGAGGAGGCCAUGCAGAUGGACCAGUUUGGCCAGGCGGCAGGGGUCCUCAUCCACAGCAUCCGGGAAAUAGCCCAGUCCCACCGCGCCGUGGAACAGGAACUCGCCCACGCUGUGAACGCCAGCUCCAAGGCCAUGGACCGCGUGUACGGCAAGGCCAGAGCUGCGGAGGGGCUGAACUGCGGCUUCGUCCAGGAAAUGGUCGCCAAUGUCAGAGCCCUGCGCAGCGAGACGGAGCUGCUGCUGGCCGGGAAGAUGGCCCUGCAGCUGGACCCCCCACAGAAGGAGCGCCUUGGGGCUGCCCUCGCCGAGAUGGACCGGCAGCUCAGGAAGCUGGCGGAUAUGCCCUGGCUCUGCCAGCCUGCGGAGCCCGGGGACGAGGAGGUACCGGGCUCUCACCGUGUCUCUCCUCGACAGCACGUGAUGCUGGAGCUCUCUAAGCGCAGCCGCAGUGGGAAAUUCCGCCUGGUGACCAAGUUUAAAAAGGAGAAGAACAACAAGAACAGAGAGGCUCACAGCAGCCUCGGAGGCCCGGUUCACCUCUGGGGGACAGAGGAGGUUGCUGCCUGGCUGGAGCACCUCAGUCUCUGUGAGUAUAAGGACAUCUUCACGCGACACGACAUCCGGGGCUCCGAGCUCCUGCACCUGGAGCGGAGGGACCUCAAGGACCUCGGUGUGACCAAGGUGGGCCACAUGAAGAGGAUCCUGUGCGGGAUCAAGGAGCUGAGCCGCAGCACCCCUGCCACCGAGGCCUAGCCUCCGCCUUCUCCGUCUGCAUCCCCCGCCCCUCCUGCGACUGAGGCCUGGGCCGAUGCCCCCGCCUUUCUCAUGGUGCUACUCCCUUUGAUGGUGACAGGAAGCCUCUCUGAUUCUCGUUCCUAACAGCUCUGGUCUCAAACAUACCAACAACACAGCUACCUUGGAAACGCCACCUUUCCCAGCUCGGAGUCGGGGCGCAAGCAGCAUUGCCCACUCUGGACUUUUAACCAACCUGUGCCGGGGGCCACAGGAUCAUGUGAGGUUCGGCCCCGGUGCACCAUGUACUCUGUAGAAACUGGUUGUCCUGUGGGGCUCCUUGCCACAUGUCCUUGGUUGGUCACAUCGGGUGGCAUCACCUCCACCCUCCUGGCUCUCGGAAGCGUGACUAGGCACAGCCCGCAGCGGCCCCACGCCAGAAUGCCUGACAGCCAUUCGGUGCCUGACAGCCACCCGUGGUUCUCCACGGCAGCCCCGCAAGGCAGCCCACUGCUAUUGUCCUGUUUGUUCCUCGGGUUGUUAAACUCAGCUCCUGCACUUUCCUGGGUUGAAAGUGUCCUGGAUGUGCUUCCUGUCCUGUUUUAGUCGCCUCUGAAGAGAAGGAAAGCGUCCUCCUUCCUGAGAACGUGGGUGGCAGCCCCACUCCUGGCAGAUGAGCCUCUCCUCCGCUCAGGGCUGGGUCCUCCCGUGCUGUGCAAGGGGCAGCUCUUCUGUUCCGCAGGACACUGCAGAGCAGCGUGGGGGGAUAAGUGGGGUGGGUUUGGUGGCUUCUGUACUUCCGUGGAGAGCAAGCGGGUUUCCAGGCUUAGAAUCUGUGGGCCUGUGGUGGCUUCCUGUUUGCUGCUGUCAGACCUGGUGUCCCUGCGGUGUCUGUGGGGACUCGACUCGGGGCCCACGCUGCUCCUGCCCCGCACCAGUCCCAGGUGCCAGCUUGUCCCCCACAGGGCGGACUGUGCCGGCGGAUGGUGGUGCCGGUGCCUGGGGUGCCCCUCAUGCCGCUUCCUGCCUUUCCCCGCCCCUCAGGCCGUUCACAGCACCGGGAAGGGCUUUGUCCUGUGGGGCUCCAUAGGUGUGAGGAGGGCUGCCAGGUCACGGCUCCGCAGAGGACAGUGGCACUAGCACUGCUGCAGCCCUUCAGUUGAGUCACCCCAUGUGACAUGGACAAGCUGGGUAGGGAGCUGCUAAGGGCUUUGUCCAGAGGUGCCCGCAGGGCUGGGUGUAGACCUGGAUGGCUUUGGGGUGUCCCGAUGGCGUCCUUCUAGCCUGGCAACUGGGAGCCAGACGCCGCAUUUCCCACCCUGUGUGCCCAGGCCAGAUUCCCCCUGUGCAGCCGCCCGUCCUUGCGUGCACGUGGGCCGGGCCACCUACCGAAGGAGUCUGAGGUGGACGUACUUGCACUGACCCUGCGUGUGGCUGUCCCCACCCAGGAGUGGCUCACUGGGGUGACAGAAGUCAGUGCGCCUGGUGCCUGCUGGCCCAGUCAGAGCAAGCUGAAACUUAGGUGAGGAGGGGACGUGGCACUAAGGCCACCCCAAGUCCUCCAUGUCCUCUUGGAAAGCCCUGGGUUUGGGUCAGGGGUGUUGUUUAAAAUCAGUGUUGCCAGUUUCUGAGACGCAGUUUAUGUAAAAAGCUUAAGUCAGAAGUGAAAGGCCCAGCGCAGGCGGUGCGGGGAGCGGCCAGGUGGCGGUAGGCCCCCACGGCCCGUGCCGGCCCCGCGCCCCCGGUAGCGUCGCAGGCCGGUGUCCUGGAGUCCAGGGCGCUGCAGUCCCGUCUUGGAGGGAGGGCCCCUGCGGUCCCGGAGAAGAGGUUUCGUGGCCCGGUGGGCGCCCCCUCGUAUUUAUAAUGCUAAUUUAUACGGUGACCACCUGGCCGCAGAGGCCUCUGUGGAUGUGUACAUAGUCCGUUGGAGAGCUGUACAUACGUCCUUCUGUGUAUAAUAAAAUGAGCCUGUUUUUGAUCUUCCA
Molecule: messenger RNA, 5498 nt
Organism: Chinchilla lanigera (long-tailed chinchilla)
Lineage: Eukaryota; Metazoa; Chordata; Mammalia; Rodentia; Chinchillidae
Gene: Dgkd
Product: diacylglycerol kinase, delta 130kDa
Biological process (GO): lipid phosphorylation; diacylglycerol metabolic process; intracellular signal transduction
Molecular function (GO): ATP-dependent diacylglycerol kinase activity; protein heterodimerization activity; protein homodimerization activity
Source: RefSeq, a predicted model, not a curated record